Molecule: messenger RNA, 255 nt
Organism: Gongylonema pulchrum
Lineage: Eukaryota; Metazoa; Nematoda; Chromadorea; Rhabditida; Gongylonematidae
Source: the annotation of a GenBank genome assembly
AUGCCGCCAGCCUGUAAUAUUUUAUUCAAUUCAAUACAUUAUACAGAUUCGAAAGGUGAGGUGAAAGAAAUGCUUUUUCCCAAGGCACUCGACUUAUUUCGCCCAAAACGGCCACGAACAACAUUUACAUCGCAACAGCUUGCCGAACUUGAGCAAGAAUUCCUACGAAAUCCAUAUCUAACUGGAGAUGAAAGGACCAAAUUAGCUGAAAAAUUACAUCUCAGUGACACGCAGGUAACCUUCUAUUUUGGAUAA